Molecule: messenger RNA, 252 nt
Organism: Darwinula stevensoni
Lineage: Eukaryota; Metazoa; Arthropoda; Ostracoda; Podocopida; Darwinulidae
Source: the annotation of a GenBank genome assembly
AUGGAAGGGAUCAUGGCAUACACAUCCCAAGGCAUUCGAGAGUUUGCAUAUGUGGACAUGUCCCAGUUUCCUCAUGACUCCAACCUCUGCGUGGAGACAAUCCUCAGAUCACUCAUGCAUCUGAAGCAAGAACUUGGAAGAAAGCUUUUCGUGCAAAUGGAUAACUGCGCGAGAGAAAAUAAAAAUAAGUACACGUGUGCUCUCGCACAUCUUCUCAUACACACUGACAUAUUUGAAGAGAAAUUUGUUUAG